Messenger RNA from Gekko japonicus, 939 nucleotides. Its product is annotated as olfactory receptor 2D3-like. The record is from RefSeq and is a predicted model, not a curated record. Gene Ontology annotation, cellular component: membrane. The transcript has a single exon. Gene Ontology annotation, molecular function: G protein-coupled receptor activity; olfactory receptor activity. Gene Ontology annotation, biological process: G protein-coupled receptor signaling pathway. NCBI's taxonomy places the organism in Eukaryota, Metazoa, Chordata, Lepidosauria, Squamata, Gekkonidae. Bases 1 to 939 code for a protein of 312 amino acids.
AUGUCAGAGGAUCUUGCAUGGGAAAAUCAGAGUUCUGUGUCAGAAUUCAUCUUGUUGGGCUUCUCAAGUCAGCCCCAAAUGCAACUGAUGCUGUUUGUGGCCUUCCUGGUCCUGUACCUUCUGACCCUGUUGGGCAAUAGUCUCAUUAUCACCCUCAUCAUGACAGACUCUCGCCUCCACACACCCAUGUACUUUCUCCUAGCCAACCUUUCCUUCUUGGAUAUUAGCUAUACCACCACCACGGUACCCCAGAUGUUAAUACACCUCCUCUCCAAGAGGAAAACCAUUUCUUAUGCUCGCUGUGCUGCCCAGAUGUACAUCUUCCUGUCCUUGGGGAUAACCGAGUGCGUCCUCUAUGCUGUGAUGGCUUAUGAUAGAUAUGUUGCCAUCUGCCACCCACUGCGCUACGCCAUCAUCAUGAGCAGACCUUCCUGUAUCAAGCUGGCUGCUGGGUCUUGGACCUGUGGCUUUCUCUUUGCCAUGAUGCACACUGGUUUCACCAUGAGGUUGCCCUACUGUGGCCCAAACGAGAUCAACCACUUCUUCUGUGAGGUGCCAGCCAUCUUAAAAUUGGCCUGUGCAGACACACGGGUCAAUGAGGUCGUGGACUUUGUGCUAGGUGUGAUUCUACUGAUGACCCCUCUUUCUUUGAUUGUGGUGUCUUACUGUUUCAUCUUUGCAGCCGUUUCAAAGAUCCGCUCUACUGAAGGCAAGUUCAAGGCGUUUUCUACUUGUAGUUCACACAUCACUGUUGUGACCCUCUUCUACAGCGCUGCCAUGUUCAUGUACAUGCGCCCAGCAUCCAGCUACAAGCCAGAGAGGGACAAGAAGUUUUCACUUUUUUACAAUGUGGUAUCUGCUUUGUUGAAUCCAUUUAUCUACAGCCUAAGAAACAAGGAUGUCAAAGGAGCCUUGGUCAAACUGGUCUGUAAAGAGUGA